Dendroctonus ponderosae (mountain pine beetle) is the source of this 955-nucleotide messenger RNA. Its product is annotated as deoxyuridine 5'-triphosphate nucleotidohydrolase. The coding region runs from base 91 to 708 and encodes 205 amino acids. Gene Ontology annotation, biological process: dUTP catabolic process; dUMP biosynthetic process. The transcript is spliced from 4 exons. The record is from RefSeq and is a predicted model, not a curated record. NCBI's taxonomy places the organism in Eukaryota, Metazoa, Arthropoda, Insecta, Coleoptera, Curculionidae. Gene Ontology annotation, molecular function: magnesium ion binding; dUTP diphosphatase activity.
CUAUUUUAAUCUGGCAUUUUCACUUAGCGCUGUCAGUAGAAGGCCUGAAUUAUCUCUCAAAGUUCGGGAAAUUCAUAUUUUUAGUGCACUAUGCGGUUUGGCGUAGGUUUUUUCAACUGGUUCCUCCCUCCAAAAGUUUGUUCCUUGAGUCGUACAGUUCUAAUUUCAAGUCAGCCCCAUUCUCCAAGCACCAACAUGACUGAAGAAAGCACCAAAAUGUCCACUGAAAACCUCGCAAUGUGCACUGAAAGUGCCAACAGGUCUAAUGAAGGAAAAGAUCGCCUUGUUCUGAAGUACAUUAAAGCAGAACCGGGUGCCUUCGCCCCCACUAGAGCGACUCCAAGAUCAGCAGGGUAUGAUCUGAAAAGCGCCGUAGACACUUUCGUUAUGGCCGAGGGCAAAUCCAUUGUUACAACGGGGCUCAAAAUCGAACUGCCCGACGGAUGUUAUGGGCGCAUCGCCCCCAGAUCUGGCCUGGCUAUGAAUAAUUUUAUUAACGUUGCAGCCGGAGUGAUAGAUCAAGACUACAGGGGAAUCGUCAAAGUUAUACUCUUCAAUCAUUCCCAUUUAGACUUUCACAUCAAGAAAGGAGACCGUAUUGCUCAGCUGAUUUGCGAACGGAUCUAUUAUCCCGAUAUCGAAGAAGUUCAGGAUCUGCCUGAAACCGCCCGGGGCGAAGGCGGGUUUGGAUCUUCUGGAACAAACUAACUCCGAUAUUUUCCUAAUGCACCAUCUGUAAAUUGUCUACCUCAGCAAUGUGUAUUUAUCUGUGCCCGUAUCAAUCCAUCUUUAGAUAUUUAGUGUGUAACUCGCUGUUAGGUGUUUUUUAUUUAAUUUUAGGUCGUUUAAGCCACAAUUCUUCACACACGUGUUUAGGAACCUCUGUAUGUCCCUGUUUGAAUUUAUUGCGCAUUUAAACGGAAAUAUUUCCUAAUAAAGAUAUUUUUUGAUGCAA